Molecule: messenger RNA, 888 nt
Organism: Arabidopsis lyrata subsp. lyrata
Lineage: Eukaryota; Viridiplantae; Streptophyta; Magnoliopsida; Brassicales; Brassicaceae
Product: paired amphipathic helix protein Sin3-like 1
Exons: 5
Coding region: 171-674 (167 amino acids)
Biological process (GO): negative regulation of transcription by RNA polymerase II
Cellular component (GO): chromatin; histone deacetylase complex
Molecular function (GO): transcription corepressor activity
Source: RefSeq, a predicted model, not a curated record
UGAUGUACUCCACUAAUCCUCAAUUAUAUAAUCCAACGUAAGUGUCGGAAACUAAAACCCUAGAGAGAGAUUUCUUCUCCUGCUUCGUAAUCGUGUGUCGUAAGCGAGGGAAGCUUGUUCUCGAAGCUCUUCGUCUUCGAAUUUCGGUUUAGUUAGUUAGAUUCAAAACCAUGGUUGCAAGAAGAGUAUCACCAGCUCUAACUGUGGAAGAUGCGCAUUCAUACAUAAAUACUGUGAAGGAAACAUUUCAUGAUCAACCUACAAAAUAUGUCGAGUUUGUCAAGCUCUUGAAUGGUGUUCGCGAGCUUAGAGUGGAUAAAGAUAGUGUCGUUGCAAGGGUGGAGGAACUCAUGAAAGGUCAUCAAGAUCUGCUUCUUGGUUUCAAUGUCUUCCUUUCACCUGAGGCUAAGAAAGCUGCUCGUACUAAAAAGAAACUUGAUGCUGCAAAGGAUUUUAUGAACAAUCUUAAGACAAGGUUUCAGAGACUUGAUACUCAUGUAGUGGGGGCGUUUCAAGGGAUAAUGAAGAUGUUUAAAGAGGGAAAGAUGUCGGUAAAGGAGGUGCGCGAGGAGGUCAUUGAUGUUCUCUUCUAUCAUGAAGAUUUGAUUGAGGACUUUCUCAAAUUUUUAAAAAAGAAACCUGUAGCAUCAGCAUCACUACUACUACAAUUAUAACGAGAGAUGUAUUUAUAAACGAGAAUGGAGUGUAUAGUUUCUUUUGUAGAGAGAGGUUUUAGUUUAGGUCGAUGCUUCUGACAUGCACUUGUGUUUUGUUAUUAAAUCUUUGCUUUUCAGUUUCACCAAGAUGAGAUAGAAUGAGAUUUGAAUUUGAUCGUGUCAAUUAUAUUCAAUUUUAAAAAUCCAAGUCUCACAGAACUCGAAAAAAAAA